AUGGCUCACAAUUUGCCUGAUUCUGCAACUUCGCAAAUCGUAAACUACGAUAUAAAUUCCGAAGAUGAAAUAAUUAGUGAAACGGAGAAUAGUUUGGAUGAAAAUCCUAGCGACAAUAUUCAACCCAGUUUAUACAGUGAAAGCAGUAGUGACGAAACCAAUAGCGAUGAGGAGCCUCUUUCGAGAUAUGUUACCAAUACCAGUGCUAAUGAAAACCAAAUGCUAUCAAAAAUGGUGAAUUUGUAUGGUCAAGAACCCCAUUAG
Molecule: messenger RNA, 264 nt
Organism: Parnassius apollo (apollo)
Lineage: Eukaryota; Metazoa; Arthropoda; Insecta; Lepidoptera; Papilionidae
Source: the annotation of a GenBank genome assembly